UGAAUAGUGUCGGCAUCAGUGCUGGGCAUAGAUCGAUGUGGGUGAAUCUAAAGCAGACGGACAGAUUAGAUUUAUCGUUAAUAGACCAAGGGAUCUACUGCUUUGUCCGAACUCUUCACGGAGGUACUCCAACUUGAAAUAGCGAAAAGAGGAGUAACUUUUCUCUCUCCAGACCGUUGCUUCAGUCCGCCUCUAGUGCUGUCACCACAAGCUGAUCCGCAAGCGAGUCCCGCCAAAUGAACGCAGAGAGUUGCACCUGGACUUCGCAGUAUCAUCGAUCUAGAGGCUGUGUCUAACACAACUUUCUCAAUCAUGGCAUGGAAGCAUUUCGGAAGCGCGUGCGGUGGGGGGCUGGACUAAAUCUUUUCUUUGACUGCUCGGUUCUUUCUCAGUGUCCAGUUCAGCUUCUGUCCUGCUUAAACCAUCUGUUGUUCCUUGUGUGAAGCUCUCAUGCCAUUUCUCGUGUGUUUAGUACGAGCCAACGACAUUGUUUUAGUGAUGGAAUGAUUCGGAGGGAUUGUACCAAGGUUUGCCGCAGUGGUUAACUGGAUACUUUCGUGUGUUUAUCAUGUUCGGAGAGAUGUAUCGCGGGAGCCUAAACCUGUGUGUUUUGUUUGGAUACAUCUUAUUCUUUAAUUCCUUUAUCGCCACCCGGAGUAGCAUUAUAGUAAACUACACUGUGUUUAGUCACCAGCCGGGCAUGGACGACCAUAACUCCACCGUCAGAUGGGUGGAUGGCGUGUCCUCUGCUGCACUGCCCGAACCGACCACCCAGCCGGAACUAGAUGUUGUGGAACAGUUUCUGGAGGUUGUUGAGCAAUACCAAACUGGAAAAGAAAACUGCACCCCAGGAACUCAUUAUAACCUCGGAAAGGGAGUUAUCAGACAGUACGGUCUUAAACGGUUCAAACGACAAGCCAUGGUGGCAGUAAACCGAGCUAACUUUCUCACAAGAAUAUGGAUGCAGGCAGCGGAUGCCGUGACUAGGUCUGAGUAUCUGUUUUACACGCAGGUGAGAUCCAUGGUUGAAGGUGAUCCCGAUAUUUUUGCAGCAGGAAAUUGUUACGAUAACUUCGAGUUUAAGAACUACCACCUGUUUUGCCCCUUUGCAUAUCGGACGGAGAAUGGGCAAGUUAACGUCAAGGACUUGUCAGUUGAGUAUGACUACCUGGAUAACAGCUCCGAGUGGUUCUACUCCGCCAGGAUGAAGGCGGGCAUGGUAGAGAACUUCAAUUAUACUUAUGGUACUGAGCAAUGGCGGUACAAUCAAACAACCCACGGGCCCUUCCUGAAUGACAGCAUCAUUACAGUGACGUACGGAGACGGCCAUUGGAGCCUGCCGUACUUCGACUGUGGCGGCGGCGACAUAUGGAUGAUGACGUACACUGUGCCUUUCUUUGGAUACAGAAAUGGAAGUUUUCAUUUCAAAGGGACGAGUGGAAUAGACAUCGAUUUACAGAAAGUGGAUAUUGACCAAUGUCCACUACAAGGGCAGUCAAGUGAGGAGAACGUGUUUGCUGGGUCAUCGCGAUGUACUCACGAGACAACGAGGUGUGAACCUCUUCCUGGGCGUGGCUUCCGUCGUGGCUCCUACUCGUGCUUCUGUAAAGAUGGUUAUUAUUUCCCCGAUAUAUCGGUUGAAGACAAGUUCUACAAAGGACAAGAAGUAGAGGAACAGUUUGCAAGAAAACGAAAAAGCAAGCCCAACACUUACGACUCGUUCAAGUGUUUAAAAUGCGCCCCUGGCUGUGACACAUGCAUUGAUUCAAGUCCGUGCGUUUUGACCUUGAACUGGAUUCAGAGGUCAAUAGAGCUGGCAGUAUCUGGCCUCAUCAUGUGUUUUAUCGCAUUCCUCGUCUGGUUCACCUACCAGUACAAAGAGGUCAAGGUAUUAAAGGCAGCUAGUCCCGUGCUGCUGAGAAUUAUUUUGCUGGGUGCAUUUUUUCUCUACUGUCCGCUCGUCGUGGGUUAUUUUGAAGCCAGUGUUGUGACUUGCUGUUUGCGGUUCUGGUUUCGUGAAAUUGGAUUUUCCAUAUCAUACGGAGCAUUGUUAUUAAAAACGUGGAGGAUAUCAGUUGUAUUCCGAGUGCGGUCAGCGGCGCGCAUCAAGAUCUCCGACGGUGACCUCAUCAAGCGCCUCAUCGUCAUCGUACUGGUGUUUGCCGCUUACCUCACAGCCAGGACUGUCGCAGGCAUGCCUAGAGUGGUGCAAGGUAAAGAUGUAAGCGGCCUCAAGGCAUACCAAUGUUCUUCCGACUGGUGGGAUCACUCCGCCGUAAUAGCGGAGCUGUUGUUUUUACUGUGGGGCGUGAGACUGUGUAUAGUAGUACGAAAAGCGCCGUCAGAGUUCAACGAAAGUCGUUUUAUAAGCUGGGCAAUAUACAACGAAUUUCUACUUUCUUUAUUUCUCAAUGUGUCAAUGAUAUUUUUGAAAGAUCCCUUCCCCACCAACCCUGACUUGUUAUACUUAGUGGUAUUUAUUCACACCCAGCUAACGACAACGGUCACCUUGGCGUUCCUCUUUGGUAGCAAGUGCUACCUUGUGCUGAAGUCCAGUUCUGGCCCAAAAGAACAACAAAACCAGCAACAAUCAACAAUGCUGAGUAGGGGCUCAAAAUACACCCUCGGGACCAAGCCAGCAACUGCCAUGACCAACACAGCGUCUUCAAACGGCUACGGAGACCGUGUUGACGAGGCGGAGUGCGAGAGCUUUCUGGAGAAGGAUAUACAGGUAGUUGUCUUGGAUAAGGACUUAAAGGAGGAGUUCAAGAGACUGUACAUGCAGCUUGAGACACUGAAACAGCGGAACAUGAAGAUAGGCAACCGUCACCUUCAGUACAAACUGUCCGCCAUGACCGAGGCUGCUCAGAAGGAUGACCUCCCUGACUCCACGCCCUCUACGCCUAACCUUAACGGCAAGAGGAUUAUAAUCAAUCUAGACGACUAUCAUGAAUCGACCAACGUAUAGCGACUGUUGUGUGUCACACGUAUUCGAUGCAAUAGUGUUCCUGUAUGUACAGACAAUAUCUGCAAUGAUGUCUUCGAGCAUGCCUGGAGAAGCGGAAGUUUUGUAUUUAGAAUUACGAAGACUGGAGCGUUUUUGCACACAUGUUGAAACGCUUCAUUCUGUUUGAAUGGACGUGUGAAUGACGUUUGCCGUGUUCUUCGCCAUUUUGAUGGCGGGUACGACCGACAGGCGACUACAGUAUUGUUAUAUUACCAAGAAUUAUUUCUUUGUAAUUUCCCCACGGUUUUUGUGUGUGAAUGCUUAUUACCGUACACGAAAUGUGUUGUUCCGAGUGUGGGAUUGUUUGCGAUCUCACAUCAAACGCGUUGUCUCAAGGAAAAACGCCAGUGUGAGAUUGUUUGCGAGCUCACCCCAAACGCGUUGUUCCAACGAAGAACGCCAGUAUGUUAAUGCGUGUGACUUCCCACGAAACGCGUUGUCCCAACGAAUAACGCCAGUGGGGAGUCAGAUAUUUGUGAUUUCUGUGCAUCUUUGCUUCCAUGGUAUUAACGGGUACCAGCCCGUGCCACUAAUUGCUCAACAUGAUGUAGACCCUAAGAUACCAACUUCACGCAGCUCCAGCUUCGACCCCUAAGCUGAAUGCGUGAAAAUCAACGUCUUGCUUGAACACGAUACAACCCAUUCGUGACCAACUCGUUUUAUUCCGGAACAAGCCGAAUAGCGACUCGUGCCCCUCUCGUGGCCAUUUUUGCGACCGGGUUCCGUCUUAGCGCAAACGGGCAUACCUAAAACAAAUGUCAACUCGUUGCGUAAUGGUUCACAUAUAUUUCCAAAUAAAGUAUAUAUAUUUCAGAUGCAAUUUAAAGCACUUCUGGACACGCGGAAUUAUAGAGUAUGAUUGAACACAUAUAACUGUGUCUUGGGUUUGUUUUUAGAUGCAAGACAUAUGUAAAAUCAAAAAGUAUUUUUGAGGGAUUCUUUGACGAAGAACUUGAAAUCAUACGCGCAUUCUGAUUGGUUCGUCGUAUUUUCGCACAUAACUUUCAUCGAUAGGGGGACGAGUCUGCUUGCAGGUUACGAAAGGGGGCGAGUGGUGACGAAUGGAUACAACCAAUAUUAGCACAUACAUUGUAACGCUAGAAGGUUGGUUUACUUGAUUUCUUGCAAUGUAUAACUACGCAUUUGAUUGAACACAUGACUCCAAGAUGACACCAUGUGUCGUUAGGAGUAUGACUAAUAAAGCACAAUGUAUACAUUCUCAGGCUUGGACACUGCAUGAAUUAUCCACCGCUGUAUACAGCGAAUAUAAGUCCAGAUUUUUUAUAAAUUGCUGUCAGAAGAAAGUAGAUUGUCUUUUCCACAUAGAUCGUAGUAAGGAUUCAAGAACAUUCCUCAAACAACUUUGAUAUGUUUUAAUGCCAAAAAAUGUAACGUUUUGGACCGAUCACUAUGUUAAUCGUUUGAAAAAAAGACCUUUGGGUCUUUCCUCGAAGUUCAAGUCUGGGCUGAGGCUAUUGUGUUCCUAUCGUGUAGUUUCAUUGUACCAGUUGUAACAUCAUCAAUACUUCACGGAGAUAUGUAUAUACACUACGUUCUUCCAUCACGUAUAUGCAUACAAACGGCCGAUGUGCGGUCUGCAAGUGUCACAUUGUAAUCAACCAAUGAAAAGAGACCAUGGAGAAAUCACGGAAGUCAGACGCACUCCGUGCAUCAACUUUGUGCGAACCCUACCCUGAAGAGUACACAUGAGCGCAAGGCUGGCACUGGGUGCACGAGAAAUAUUGCCGUUGUAAUCUGAGCGCUCAUUGGUCAGAACACCCGCUGGACGCCGGCCGUUGCUGCAUGGAACUAGACCCAUAGCGUCAGUAUGUAUUCACAGGUUAUGGAGGAACGUUGUGUGUACAAGGCUAUGGAGUAUUGCCGAUGGAACUGUAACGAAGUUUCAUCUGUGUCCUUAAACGUCAGUUGUUGAACUGGUGCUGAAAAUAUCUAUCACUUUCAAGUCAAAUAUAUGACCUAUUGACUCUUCAGGAAGUUCAUGCUCCUUCACUGCAAAUACUCAACCCUGAAUAUACGUCAGUAGAUCCGUGUGUGUUAUGAAUGAACGAGAGAAAUUAUACCUUAAUAUCUGUGAAUACUCUGUAUUAUUAAGGAAUUUCAUGUGUACAUAUAGCGUUGACCUUAGCAAUGACAGUACAAGUUUGUAAUAUUGUUUUAGUCAAUAAAUGCACUUAAAUAUGCAUACAUGCAUUAAUUUUGAUACCCAUGUCAAUUGAGCACCGCUAGUCAGUAUUGAUUUUUCCAUGUCCCACCGUCUGUAUGAUUCUGUUUUGCUUAUAUAUUCAAACGUCUGUUGAAAAAAACCCACCAACGAGCAAGACCUCACAGAAAAUAAGUUGGUCGUAUGUUAGCUCAAGUAGUCCGCUCUUCCGAAUGGCAGUGUUACUUUUGAGAACUACACUACUCGUCUUUAGUUAGGGAUACAAUGAAGCGCAAGCGUGUAACGUUGCGACAGCGGUGUUCUUCUGAUUGACGUCAUGAAUGACCUUCACACCGUGGGCUCAUCCGGAAAACUCGAGAUGACACCACGCGUGUGACACGCCAACACUGGGUUCUGUCUUCCCCAACGACCCCUUUUCAAAAAGAUGACAACUGUCAUCACUCCUCAAUCCUCAGUGAGUUCUCCAUACACAUGGAGAAAGGUGAAGGUCAACCUACCAUGGCGUCAAGUCGGUCAGCGUGAAGCUGGACUUCAAUACCAAUUUAUGUAUCCUUAGCAAAAGACGAGUAAAUUACAUCCUGGUGACUGUGACUAAAUAAAAAAAAAACGUUGACAGCUGAAGUCGUAAUAUAUGCUUUAACUGUUACACAAUAACUGUCUGAAAAGGUGCUAUUUUGAUGUAUCUCACGGAUUCCCUGCGAGCUUUAUGCUUCAUUCUUGAAAUCGUACAUUACUUUAGUGCCACAGCCAGCUCGCCGUCUAAUGAUGUCUGGAUUAAACAAACAAGUAAGAUCUCCGAGGCACGACGGGAAGCCGUUGUGAAAGUACCCGUGAACUAAGGAUGGUUCGCCAUUAUUAUCUGUUAUUAAAUAACGUUGUUGGUUGAGAAGAAAUUUAUUUACGUUUUGUCACCUGAAAGUAACCAUUGUUUGUUGCCUGUGUUGUUUGCCAUCAUCCUUACCCUGUACUAUACUCAUCAUGUCAUCAUGGCGACACAUCAUUGUAUGCAAUUCUCACCACUGUAUAUAAUAACGCAUUCUCAAAUAAAGGAUUUUGUUUUUCA
Molecule: messenger RNA, 6252 nt
Organism: Haliotis rufescens (red abalone)
Lineage: Eukaryota; Metazoa; Mollusca; Gastropoda; Lepetellida; Haliotidae
Product: probable G-protein coupled receptor CG31760
Exons: 14
Coding region: 569-2968 (799 amino acids)
Biological process (GO): G protein-coupled receptor signaling pathway
Cellular component (GO): membrane
Molecular function (GO): G protein-coupled receptor activity
Source: RefSeq, a predicted model, not a curated record